AUGCUGGUACCGUUGUGGAAUCGGGUGACAUUGCGGUAUGUGGCCUUGGCCGCAAUCCUGCUCUUUGUUCUGCACGCCAGCUUCAGUCUCACACAUGAGCACAACCCUCUGCCCCGUCUCAAAACUGCCUUCUCAAAUCUAAAAGGUGGCGAUCCGAGUAGCGAUAUUUUCAACAGGACUCUCGGAUUCGAAAAGGUAUUCGCCAUCGGUCUGCCAGCACGGACGGACAAGCGAGACAUCACCGCCUUGGCAUCGUCGCUGUCCGAAUUCGACAUCACCUGGCUCCCUGGCGUGCUCUUUCGGGACAUGGACGCCAAGGCCAUCCCUGAUGGCUGGGACAUGGAUCCGGCCAUUCAAGGUUCAGAGAAAGAGGCCUUCAUAGGCUCCUGGCGGGCACACAUGGAUGCCCUCGUGCACAUCGUCGAGAACAACAUUCAGACAGCCUUGAUUCUGGAGGACGACGCAGAUUGGGACAUCACCAUCAAGCAGCAGUUCUCGCACUUCGCCACCGGCGCCAAAGCAUUGCAAGAACUGCGCAGCAACAGGACAGCCCCUUCCGACUCUGCUUACGGACGCGACUGGGACGUGCUCUGGUUGGGCCAUCGUAAGGUCGGCCCAGACAACGCCCGGCAGCCCGUUUAUGUCCUGACCAACGACACCACCGUCCCUCCCGUCGACGUUCGUCACGGAUAUUGGCGGCAGUCGCAUGUCCCCACCGAGGCGGGCGCUGACAACACGCGUCUCAUUGUGCGUACCAGGUUCAGCAGCGGCACUUUUGCGUAUGCCGUGAAUCUGCGAUCCGCACUCAAGAUCGUCGCCGCACUGCAGGUCAACACCCAGCCGUACGACAUCGCCCUGUCUCAAAUGUGCCACGAGAACUACAUCAAGCCGUUUGACUGCUACGCACCCUAUCCGCCGCUGAUGGCGACACAUCGUGCAGCGGGUUCCGCGAGUAGGGACAGCGACAUCCACACAGUAGCUGCCGCAACGGCGCAGAUGCACGAAGAAUCCACGUGGGAUGUCGUAUAUUCGGUGAUGCAGAACGUCAAGACGCUGCUAGCGGGCGACCGUUGGGUGAAAAGUCAGUGGCCCAAGCAGACCGCGCCGGGCCGGUGGGCGGACGAUAUCCUCCAGGUGCAGGGCCGGGUGGAGUGGAUGGACUUUGAGAACAUGCAGGAGAAGCACAUCAAGAAUAUCAACGGCGAGGAGAAGAAGCCAGCCGCAGGAAGCAGUUGCGAAACCGAAUGA
Molecule: messenger RNA, 1248 nt
Organism: Cyphellophora europaea CBS 101466
Lineage: Eukaryota; Fungi; Ascomycota; Eurotiomycetes; Chaetothyriales; Cyphellophoraceae
Exons: 2
Coding region: 1-1248 (415 amino acids)
Source: RefSeq, a predicted model, not a curated record